AUGAAGAAGGUGAUUUGCUUGGUGCUGGUUUUGGCACUAGUGGCCAUUGCAGGGGUUGAAGCAGAUGGGUAUGGAGUGUGUGGAAAGUUCAGUCCAGAUAGAAUGCUCACACAUGUUCUUCGUCACUGCAAGAAACCUGCAACUGAUUUAACUGUUCCCGUCUCACCAAAGUGCUGCGAGCCUCUCUUCCAGAUAUCUGAGGAAUGCUUCUAUGCUAUCAUCAAUUCCGACACCUGGAAGUAUUCAGGCCUCGACCCCAGAAUCGCCUUCACCAUUCCCAGGCGUUGCCAUUACCACCACCAUUAG
Neltuma alba is the source of this 306-nucleotide messenger RNA. RefSeq lists its product as uncharacterized. Gene Ontology annotation, molecular function: fatty acid binding. Gene Ontology annotation, biological process: systemic acquired resistance. Lineage: Eukaryota; Viridiplantae; Streptophyta; Magnoliopsida; Fabales; Fabaceae. The transcript has a single exon. The record is from RefSeq and is a predicted model, not a curated record. The coding region runs from base 1 to 306 and encodes 101 amino acids.